AUGGGAAGUGGACAAAGCAAUCAAAACUAACUUAACAAUCAGAAUCAUCAAAGCUCUCAAAACAAUCAAGAACAUGUACCAGAAUAGCAAACUUUAAUUAAUUCAAGUGUUGCCCUGAGAUCUCAAGCACUGAAAAAAAGAAUGAUUUCUUAAGAUGAUGACGAUGAUGAUGAGGAUGAUGAUGAGGAAGAGGAACAAGACUCUAAUGAGGAUAGUGAGAAUGAAGAAUAAUAGUUUGAAGUAAAAGCCUAUUUAGAGAGUAGUCUAAAAAGAAAGAAGAAUAUGUUUUAGGUGAUAAAUUAGUCGAAAACAAAUCGAUGUAUUCGGGUUAUCUUCUAAAUAGAAUUUAAUUACUUGCAAUUAAAAAGAUAGCCCUAAACAAUAAAGAGAAUUUCAAGAUUAUUAAAUACAAUUUGCAAUAGCUCGCCAAUCUGAGACAUUAAAACAUAGAACCCAUUAUCAGUUGGAAUUUUGAAAAUAGCAAUAAUAAGAAAAAUUAUUACCUAAAUGUCUAUUCCAAUUUUGAGUCCAAUGGCUCUUUACAAUCUAUAAUUUCUAAAUACUGUAAAUUUUCAUAAGAACUUGUUUUGACAAUAUUCCAAUCAAUAUUAAAAGCCCUCGAUUAUUUGCAUUGUUAAAACAAAUUGCAUAGGUACUUAAUCAGUUUUUAUUUUAUUAGAAAUCUAAAGACCUCAAACGUCUUAGUGGAUCAAGAAGGAACAAUCUUGAUAUCUGAUAUCUUGAUCUAGAGUUAAUAUACUUUAUCAAACUACAGUGCUCCAGAAGCUUUUGCAUACGCUGACUAUUCUGAGGCAUCAGAUAUUUGGAGUGCAGGAUGCAUUGUUUACGAACUCAUAACAAAAAGAUAACCGUGGCAAACAGAUGAAAGAGUCCUCUCAAUUCAAGAAAUUAAAAGGAAAUAUUCUUAAAAUUGUAAUCUUUGAACUCAUAUUUAUUUUAGAACUAUUCUUAAAUGAAAAGGAAAGUAUCUAAAAAAAUUUACUACUUAUCUUACAAUAGAUAUUUUCAUUUAAUCCUUAAGAAAGACCGUCUGCAAGUCAACUUCUUAAAAAUUCAAUAUUUCAGGAAAAUUCAUAAAACAAAUUCAAAUAGAUUGUUAAAUAAUCAUCUUCGAAGGAAAUGUAAAAAAAACCACAAUAACAGAUUAUGUCGUUAAUUUAAAAUUUUGAAAACAAUAACAAUGCAAAGACUCCUAAACCAUUUUAAUUUGUUAAAAUGAUAAAAAAGGAGGAUGAUGAAACUUAAUUUCAUAUAAAAGAAUGUGUUUUUAGUAUUCUAUCAAAUACAUUAAAAGAGUUCACUGUUUAAAAUAAUAGUAGUUAAUUCUCUAUAACAAAAGUAUGAUAAUUCACUAAAUUUUAGAAUAAUUUCUAGAGUUUGUGUUCUAAAUAAGGCAAAUUUGGUAUGAAUCUCAUUCAAUAACAAUUAUGCCAAAAUAAAUAGUCUUCUAGAGUCCAGGAAGCUUAAAAUUUAUUAUAAUUUGUAUCUCAAAUGAAAACUGCCAUUAACUUUCAGGGAAGCAAUCUUGAAAGUUAAAAUUCUGUGUCUGACAAAAAUUUUGAUUUAAAAAGUGUUUAAAGACAUAAUCUAAUUCUAUAGAGUGAAUAAUCUGUGAAGUUGGAGAAUCAAUAAAUAAAAGAUUCAUCAUAGAUUUAAGAUUAAAAAGAUAUAAAACAAAUAACCGAAUAAAUUUAAAAGGUUGAUUUGAUAGAUCCUUAAACAGAGACAGUGAAUCAUUAAAAGAAAAAUAUCUUAGAAUCUGAACAGAUAUUCUUUGAUGGAGACUUUGUCUUUAUACUAUGA
Paramecium octaurelia is the source of this 1824-nucleotide messenger RNA. NCBI's taxonomy places the organism in Eukaryota, Ciliophora, Oligohymenophorea, Peniculida, Parameciidae. The record is from the annotation of a GenBank genome assembly.